AUGAUCAUGCAUGAGAGAAAUGUCGAGGAAGGGACUAUUGAGUGGUGCAUGCACAUGCCAAGGCAUGGCCCAGGAGUCUCACUCUCCUCUCCUUCAGAUGAAAAUUCAGCUGAUGCCGGCUUCGAUUCUCAAAUCUGUCAUCGCUAUGAAGAUGUCUAUGUCAAUACCCUCACCUGCGGCAUAAUUGGGUUUACUGCCCCUGAGUACUCCUACACAGGAAAGUGCACACUGAAAAAUGAUGUCUUCGCAUAUGGGAAAAUGCUUCUCGAACUCAUCUCGGGACAGCCAAUUUUUGACGUGUUCCCUGAGGUACACAAUGGCGAAGCUUUAUGGUUAGAAGAUUGGGUUAGAAAACAUAUGAAUGAAGGCCAGUUGGGAAGGGUGAUCGAUCCCACUUUGCAGGGGAACUAUGUGGAAGAAGAAGCAGAGCGACUAGUGCGAUUGGCAUUGUUGUGUGCACACAAGGAUCCAUCUGUUCGACCAGAGAUGUCUGAAGUGGUUGAAAUACUCGAAAGCCAGUUUCUCCAGCGGGAUUCUAGUACAAGGAGUAGUUGGAGUCCUAGUGAGUGUGAAUCGACUCCUCCAUACUACUCUUUGCCCCAUUCUCCUUCUCCUCCUUUGGUGAUAGGUCCAUGA
Eucalyptus grandis is the source of this 636-nucleotide messenger RNA. RefSeq names its product somatic embryogenesis receptor kinase 2-like. NCBI's taxonomy places the organism in Eukaryota, Viridiplantae, Streptophyta, Magnoliopsida, Myrtales, Myrtaceae. Gene Ontology annotation, biological process: protein phosphorylation. The transcript has a single exon. Gene Ontology annotation, molecular function: protein kinase activity; ATP binding. Bases 1 to 636 code for a protein of 211 amino acids. The record is from RefSeq and is a predicted model, not a curated record.